CCGACAAUCCUCUCUCCGCGAUACCCCUAUACCUAUCCACGUGUGCAUCGCUGCCGCAAAUCGCUCACAGACAUCAAGGCGUGCAGACAUAAUUGAUUUUUAUAUUUUUAUUAUACGCACAAUGGAAAUAACUAUAGAUUCGGAAGCAUUGAUCUUACUAAUUGAGCAUAGAACUGUCCUUUGGGACAAAAAUUUUAAUACGUAUAAAAAUAAACAAUUGACAAUAUCUGCUUGGCGAGAGAUUUGCUGCCUCCUCAGACCUGAUUUUAACGAACUGGACGAAAAAGAAAGUCAAGCAUAUGGUAAACUAGUAUCUACAAAAUGGUCGAAUCUACGAGAUGCCUGGACACGAGCUAAUAAAAAAGAGGUCAAAAAGUCCGGAGCCGGGGCAAAUUUUUCAAAGCCAUACAUAUAUAAAGAACAAAAAGUAGUUGAGCAGAAUAGAACUCAUGAUUCUCUCAAGAAUUGUCCUCCGACAGAUGAGUUCCCAGAGGCAUCAGCAGCCGAACCAGCCGCUACAACUUCAGAGGUACCACGUACUUCCAAAAAGCAAAAUUCCAUGCACUUAGACGAAAAAAUGUGUCAGUUUUUAGAUAGCAGGCUAUCAGACGAAGAGAGAACAUCCAAUGCUCUCUUUUUUACAGACUUUAGAAUUUCAAACAGGCAUGCUGUCAUUAAUCCAAAACAUUAAAAAGCAGCGUGCAAAUCGUGCAUACAUGCAUACACAUCAAAUCAUCAUUUAAGAGAUUAUAUGCAACAGCCUGUAUAUUCGUCGCAAAACCGUAUAAAUAUGCCUCCGUCAGCUGAAUAUGGAUACUCGACAUGUCAACCCGUCGAACCAGCAUCACCUGCAUCGCCUUGGUCCCAACAAUCAAGUUCUACUCAAGAUUUGGUUUUAUCUUUUGCUACGAUUUAAAGUCCACUUGCUGCAUUAUAAUAUAACCCAUUUCCUUUAAAUAAAU
Molecule: messenger RNA, 962 nt
Organism: Acanthoscelides obtectus
Lineage: Eukaryota; Metazoa; Arthropoda; Insecta; Coleoptera; Chrysomelidae
Source: the annotation of a GenBank genome assembly